This is a messenger RNA of Diospyros lotus (date-plum), 1003 nucleotides long. Its product is annotated as superoxide dismutase [Cu-Zn]. Lineage: Eukaryota; Viridiplantae; Streptophyta; Magnoliopsida; Ericales; Ebenaceae. Gene Ontology annotation, biological process: removal of superoxide radicals. Gene Ontology annotation, molecular function: copper ion binding; superoxide dismutase activity. The transcript has 8 exons. The record is from RefSeq and is a predicted model, not a curated record. The coding region runs from base 142 to 600 and encodes 152 amino acids.
CAGAAAAUAAGAUUGCAAAAUAAGAUAGCAGAUCUCAGUGACAGACACAAAUAGUGUAAACCCAUAGCUAAUCUCAAAAGACAAGGAUUUCACCAUCUCUCCAGUCUCUACGCAGGGGGUCACCUGAGAUCACAUAUAACCAUGGUGAAGGCUGUGGCUGUUCUUAGCAGCAGUGAGGGUGUUGGUGGCACUGUCUACUUUACCCAAGAAGGAGAUGGUCCAACUACAGUCACGGGAAGCCUUUCUGGCCUUAAACCUGGACUUCAUGGUUUCCAUAUCCAUGCCCUUGGUGACACAACAAAUGGUUGCAUGUCUACUGGACCACAUUUUAAUCCUGCUGCCAAAGAGCAUGGUGCUCCUGAUGAUGAGAAUCGCCAUGCUGGUGAUCUUGGUAAUGUCACGGUUGGUGAAGAUGGCACUGCAAGUUUCACCAUUGUUGACAAACAGAUUCCUCUCACUGGAGCACAUUCCAUCAUUGGAAGGGCUGUUGUUGUCCAUGCUGACCCUGAUGAUUUGGGAAAGGGUGGCCAUGAACUCAGCAAAAGCACUGGAAAUGCUGGCGGAAGGCUUGCCUGCGGCAUCAUCGGACUGCAGGGUUGAUUAGCCAUGUGGACUACUAGCUGUGCACUUAAAACCGUUGAAAACCUUGAAUACUAGCUGUGCACUUAAAACCGUUGAAAACCUUGAAUACUAGCUGUAUGGAACUUGGAUUACUGUCAAUGGUUUGGUUUAUUUACAAACAAAAGGUUGCUCAGGAUUGACGAACUUAUGGUGUGAUCAUGUAAUGCUUGCUUGCUUGUGAUGGUCUUCUGACUCUGCAAUUGCUUGCUUCCGUUUUUUGUAGAAUGAAAUUUCUGUAAUGCUUGUUACCCCAAAGUGAACUGAAACUUUGAUUCUUGCAACAAGUUUCUAGCCUCCACAUGUACUAUAUUCUGUGGACUACUGGUUUCCACUCUCCACAGUCGGAACAAAUAGUAAUAGAUGCUUUUGUACUCCUUUGGCA